AAAACGCAAAUCGAAAUGCCUAGAUUCAUUCUUCUCCCCAUUUUUGUCCUCACUGUUUUGAUUUCUAGAAAUGCAGUAGUUGCCGACAAUGCACCUUCCCCGUCUCCAAAGCCCACACCAAUGGUAACUCCGAUCACUUCUCCGGCGAAAUCUCCAACUACUUCUUCAUCCCCUCCACCCUCUAAGUCUCCUUCCCCAACGCCUGCGACUUCUCCUACCAAAUCAUCGCCGCCUGCCACGCCUCCACCAGUUCAAUCCCCGUCCGCAACCCCACCUGCUUCUUCGAGCCCACAGGCUGCAUCUCCGGCGUUGGCACCCGUGAGUUCUCCUCCUUCAUCGUCUCCAGCAAGUUCUCCGCCAUUAUCGACUCCAGCAAGUUCUCCUCCUUCAUUGUCCCCGGUCGGGCCUUCCCCUGUUUCUGCUGAUAUUCCUUCAAGUUCAACAACACCUGCCGAGAGUCCUGGGAGUUUCCCGUCGAGCAGUAGCCCUCCAAGUCCUACUCCGGUCAGUUUGUCCCCCGACAGUGCGGCGGGUCCUUCUGUUAAUGAUGAAUCAAGUUCAAGAUCCAGUUACCCAGUAGGAUUCGUUCUAAGUUUUAGUUUGGUUAUUGGGGCCGCCUUGGCUAUUUAGAUUUACUUACAUUUUUGGAUUUCAUUUUUUAUAACGCAGCAUUAAUCUUGGAUUUCAAACUCUAUGUAUAAAAAAAAUUAAGACUCCACUUCAUUUUCUUUUA
Hibiscus syriacus is the source of this 733-nucleotide messenger RNA. RefSeq names its product classical arabinogalactan protein 4-like. Lineage: Eukaryota; Viridiplantae; Streptophyta; Magnoliopsida; Malvales; Malvaceae. The record is from RefSeq and is a predicted model, not a curated record. Bases 16 to 630 code for a protein of 204 amino acids. The transcript has a single exon.